Molecule: messenger RNA, 269 nt
Organism: Musca domestica (house fly)
Lineage: Eukaryota; Metazoa; Arthropoda; Insecta; Diptera; Muscidae
Product: metallothionein-2-like
Exons: 2
Coding region: 16-150 (44 amino acids)
Molecular function (GO): metal ion binding
Source: RefSeq, a predicted model, not a curated record
UAAAAAAAAACAAAUAUGGCUUGUAAAGGAUGCAACAACAGCUGCCAAUGUUCAACUGUGAAAUGCGGUGACAAUUGUGCCUGUAACCAGGAAUGCAACUGUGUUUGCAAGAAUGGACCCAAGGAUCAAUGCUGCUCUAAUAAAAAUUAAAUCUUUAACAACAUGACUUAAGAUCGGUGAUUUAGGUACAAAAGUUCCAGAGUUCUGAAGUUAGCUAAUAAGUAUUAAAAAAUAUAAUAAAACAUUUUGGCACAAAAAAACAUUAUAAA